AGAAGAUUGUUGGCCACAGUAGAACACAAGAUGAAGCUACUACUUCUCCUUGUGCUUGCCGGGCUUUGCUCUGCCCAGUACAAUCCUUAUCUCAGAUCCGGCAGGACUUCUAUUGUCCAUCUGUUCGAAUGGCGAUGGGCAGACAUUGCCGCAGAAUGUGAACGUUAUUUGGCACCCAAUGGGUUUGGUGGUGUCCAGAUUUCCCCACCUAAUGAAAAUCUGAUCAUCACCAGCCCCAACAGACCAUGGUAUGAGAGAUACCAGCCUAUCAGCUACAAACUCUGCACCCGAUCAGGUUCCGAGCAGCAGUUCAGGGACAUGGUCACCCGUUGUAACAAUGUUGGGGUUAACAUCUAUGUGGAUGCUAUCAUCAACCACAUGUGUGGAGCAGCUGGUGGAUCCGGAACUCGUUCAACCUGCGGGAGCGCGUACAACACUGGCACAAAAGACUUUCCAGGCGUGCCAUACUCCUCUCUGGAUUUUAAUGAUGCCAAAUGCAAAACUGGAAGUGGAGAGAUUGAAAACUACAGUGAUGCUUAUCAGGUGAGAGAUUGUCGCCUUGUAGGUCUAUUGGACCUGGCUUUGGAGAAAGAAUAUGUCCGUGGCAAGAUUGCAGCAUACAUGAACACUCUGAUCAGCAUUGGAGUUGCUGGCUUCAGACUUGACGCAGCUAAGCAUAUGUGGCCUGGAGAUAUCCAAAACAUUGUAGGCCGACUGAGCAAUCUGAACACUCAGUGGUUUCCCAGUGGAUCCCGUCCUUUCAUCUUCCAGGAGGUGAUUGAUUUAGGCGGAGAAGCCAUUUCAGCAAGUCAAUAUUUUGGAAACGGACGUGUAACAGAAUUCAAAUAUGGUGCAAAACUUGGAAACGUCAUUCGCAAAUGGAAUGGUGAAAAGAUGGCAUACCUGAAGAACUGGGGAGAAGGAUGGGGAUUCAUGCCAAAUGACAGAGCCCUGGUCUUUGUAGACAAUCAUGAUAACCAGCGAGGUCACGGUGCUGGUGGAGCCUCUAUUCUCACCUUCUGGGAUGCUCGCUUGUACAAAAUGGGAGUUGGCUUCAUGCUUGCUCAUCCCUAUGGAGUAACGCGCGUCAUGUCAAGUUACCGCUGGCCAAGAAGCUUUGUGAAUGGAAAGGAUGUCAAUGACUGGGUUGGACCACCAAGCAACUCUGAUGGGUCAACCAAAUCUGUCAUAAUUAAUGCUGACUCUACUUGUGGCAACGACUGGGUCUGUGAACAUAGAUGGCGCCAGAUUAAAAACAUGGUGAUCUUCCGUAAUGUGGUUAAUGGGCAAUCCUUUACUAACUGGUGGGACAAUGGAGGAAAUCAAGUUGCUUUUGGACGUGGAAACAAAGGGUUUAUUGUCUUUAACAACGAGUCAUGGAAUAUGGACGCCACUCUGAACACAGGUCUUCCGGCUGGUACCUACUGUGAUGUCAUCUCUGGGCAGAAAGAAGGCACUCGUUGCACAGGCACACAAGUCACUGUGAGCAGCACUGGCUCAGCUCGCUUUGUCAUUAGCAGCUCUGCUGCAGACCCCUUUAUUGCCAUUCAUGUCAAUGCCAAGUUGUAACCAGUGACAUGCUGUCUAAAGCCAAUUAAAAUUUUUAAUAUGUA
Molecule: messenger RNA, 1613 nt
Organism: Spea bombifrons (plains spadefoot toad)
Lineage: Eukaryota; Metazoa; Chordata; Amphibia; Anura; Pelobatidae
Product: pancreatic alpha-amylase
Exons: 10
Coding region: 31-1569 (512 amino acids)
Biological process (GO): carbohydrate metabolic process
Molecular function (GO): alpha-amylase activity; cation binding
Source: RefSeq, a predicted model, not a curated record